Molecule: messenger RNA, 1212 nt
Organism: Paramuricea clavata
Lineage: Eukaryota; Metazoa; Cnidaria; Anthozoa; Malacalcyonacea; Plexauridae
Source: the annotation of a GenBank genome assembly
AUGAAACUUAUAACAUUUCAUAACGUAGACCAGCUGCGCAACCAGCCAAUUAACGACGCGUCACCUCAAAGUUCACUAAACGGACUUACAAGUGAACAGAUAUUCGAGAAAUAUUCCAAAUGCUUUGACGGAUUAGGACGCAUAUCAGACCCUUAUCACAUUAAGAUUAACCCUGACGCAACGCCUGUUGUUCAUCCACCUCGUAAGCUUCCUUCAGCGUUGAGAGAUCGAGUCCAGAACGAACUACAAGAAAUGGAAUCCAGGGGAAUCAUUAAGAAAGUCAACGAGCCCACGGCAUGGGUAAACUCCAUGGUAGUUAACGAGAAACGCUCGGGAAAAUUACGUAUAUGCAUCGAUCCACGAGAUCUCAACAAAGCUCUGCGUAGAGAGCAUUACCAACUCCCCACACAGCAGGAGAUAACAAGCCGCCUGACAGACGCCAAAUUCUUCAGUAAACUGGAUGCGAACUCUGGAUUUUGGCAAAUGCCACUUGACGAAGAGAGCUCUUAUUUGACGACAUUUAAUACGCCAUUUGGGCGCUAUCGCUUUACUGUGAUACCAUUUGGGGUCGUGUUUGCACAAGAGGUGUUCCAUAAAACUGUCCACGAGAAAUUUCAUGAUUUACCCGGGUGCGAGACGGACAUCGAUGAUAUUUUGAUUUGGGGACGAACACUGGAAGAACAUGAUCAAAACCUUGAACGUGUUCUCAAUCGAGUGACAGAUAUCAAUAUGACACUUAGCAAAGACAAAUGUCAGUUUCGACAAACCAAGAUAACCUAUCUGGGAGAAACGCUUACGGCAAAUGGUGUCAAGCCUGACGAGACCAAAGUUGAAGCAAUCAAGAAUUACCCCAAACCUACGAACAAACAUGACGUCCAACGACUGUUAGGCAUGGUCAAUUUUAUCGCCAAGUUUGCACCGAACAUUUCAGACGUCACCGCACCUCUGAGAGAACUCAUCAAGAAGAACGUUGCGUUCCACUGGCUCGAAACACACGAGAAAGCGUUUCGAGAUCUACAGCAUUCACUAACUGACCCUGCUACUCUGCGUUACUACGAUGUAGCAAAACCAGUGACACUCCAAGUCGACGCUUCACAAAACGGUCUUGGAGCUGCUCUAAUCCAAAACCAAGGUCCAGGAACAAGGAACAUAUGGAGCAUGAUUGCCAUAUUGUUUGAAUAUGUUUACUUAAAUAUUGAAUCGAACACGUAA